Helianthus annuus (common sunflower) is the source of this 2027-nucleotide messenger RNA. RefSeq lists its product as uncharacterized. Lineage: Eukaryota; Viridiplantae; Streptophyta; Magnoliopsida; Asterales; Asteraceae. The transcript is spliced from 6 exons. The record is from RefSeq and is a predicted model, not a curated record. The coding region runs from base 400 to 1863 and encodes 487 amino acids.
CACAAAUCACAUUUGGUCAAACUUAUAAUUUGAUUAUGUUUUAAUUUUUAAACUCAUUUAAGGUAAACUAUUAAAAUACUUCAUAUCAAAAAGAUAUCAAAGAUACAAAGAAUAAUAAUAUUCAUUAAUUCAUGUUUUUCUUCUUUCUCUUCUUAUAGCAAAAAAUAAUGUUUUUAUAACCAACCGUUUGUUCAUCACAAAAAAACCACCCCAAAAUCACCAACCAAUUCUUCCAAUUUCUCUUUGUUCUUCACUCCAAACCCAAAUCGAUCACAAACCCUUGUCAAUUUCCUAAUCCCCACCAAGAAAAACCCUAACUUUUAGGGUUUUGUUGAAUUUGUGAAAAGGGUUUUUUUUUUUAAUUUUCACCGUACGGUGAAUUUCAUGUGAUUUUUGUAGAUGAAUCAAGAAUCCCAGAUGAAUAAGACAUCAAAGAAGGGCAUCAUCACUGAAGAAGAUGUAUCCACCAUUUUACAAAGGUACACAGCUGCAACAGUGAUAACUUUGCUUCAGGAAGUGGGUCAAGUUCAGGAUGCAAAGAUUGACUGGAAUUCAUUGGUCAAACGGACUAAAACCGGCAUAACAAAUCCAAGGGAGUACCAGAUGCUGUGGCGCCAUUUGGCGUAUCGUGAUGAACUAGUCGAAAAGCUAGAGGAUCAGGAUAAACCUCUGGAUGAUGAUAGUGAUUUGGAAUAUGAGCUGGAAGCGUAUCCAACUGUCAACAACGAGGCGUCGGUGGAGGCUGUAGCAUGUGUCAAGGUACUCUUAGCAUCUGGUUCAACACGCGACUCAGGCUUAGAAAAGGGAUUAACUGUUGAGGCACCAUUGGUGAUAAACAUACCUACUAGCAAGUCAACCGGAAAUUUGUCAGAAAGUCAACAAGGUGGUAAUAAUAUAAGAGGGACCAACAUCGCGGUUCCAGUUUGCGUGCAAAAGCAGCCACUGCCAUCAGCAGCAGCAGUAGUUGCAACGUCUACCGAAGAAGUGGAUAAAACUAACGGUGGAAGUGGCGGCGGCAACUUGCCGCCUCGCCGGAAACGAAAGCCAUGGUCUGCGGCUGAGGAUAUGGAAUUGUUUGCUGCGGUUCAGAAAUGCGGUGAAGGGAAUUGGGCGAACAUUAUAAAAGGAGAUUUUAAGGGGGAUAGAACUGCUUCACAGCUUUCUCAGAGGUGGAAUAUUAUCAAGAAGCGUAAAAAUGUCAACCCGAAUGUCAGGACUGGAGCACAACUUUCCGAGGUACACCUGGCAGCUCGGAGGGCACUUAACAUGGCUCUUGAUCAACCGGUCGCCAAUAGUUUGAAGGCAUCUUCUUCACUUGGUAGGACAAAAUCGAGCAUCGCGAGCCUUACUUCCAUGCGUCCUAUCGUACCCGACGCUCCGUCUGGUCCCACCGCUCUUCAAGAUCAUCAGUCCGGUGAAGACGCAUCCGUGCUAACAAAAACUUUUCCAAAAAUCCUACCGAAAACCUCUCCAAGAUCUCUUAUUAACGGUCCGGAUCCCGUAAAAGCAGCCGCAGUUGCCGCUGGGGCCCGCAUUGCAACCCCGUCGGCUGCUGCAGCUAUACUGAAGCAACAGUUAAAGUCUGCCAUUCAUGUUAACAAAACAAACAUUUCCAGUUUUCGUGAUCUUCAUGCACCGAAGGUCUCACGUCCUCACGACCAAGUGGGACCCGUGGUCCCGUUAAAUCCAGUCAGCACCGCCGCACAAGAAACAAAUGGUGUUACAGUUCCAAUUUCCAGCUCACCGAAAAUAGCCCAACAAGAUCAGGCUGCGGUUUCUCAAGGUGCGUCGGAAAAGGAAGUUAAAGAAACUGCGGGGUCGCGUGUUGAACCGGAGAAAGAAAGCGCGGAACAGGAGAUAUGAAGAAUCGGUUUCGGGUUGUCUGUUGGGUAGUAUGGUCAGUUUUGGUAGGAAUUUUAACUUCAUUUCUUUUCUUUUUGUAUGUUGUGUUGUAUACAGUUUUGUUAGAAGUUGUCAAGAAUUUUUACUUUUUUUUAGUGGGAAUUUUCUUUUGUUGAUGAUGGAUC